AUGAACUCUAAACAGAAACAAAUGCAGUCAUCCUCCUUCAAUAACGACUAUAAGAUUUAGGUAAAGUUUACUCCUUUGCUUAAUACUUUUAUCUCAACCAAAAUAAAUAUCACAUUAAUCCUGAUUUAAUGCUUCAAUUAGGUCCUAGUUAAAGAUGGGUUAAAUAUCAAGAGCCGUAUUGAUCAAAAUGGAAUUUUCAAAAUUAAACAGCCUACCUCACAAGAAAUGACAAUGGCUGAUACCACAGGACAUAGUAAUCACAUAAAGAGAUCCAUCAAUAACAACGAGAAUCAGAAUAUAAAUAACAAUGAAAAUAGAAAGAGUGAAAUCGAUUAGAGAUAAAUGAAAAUUCUCUCCUAAAACAAUCAGGCCUACAACAAAUUCUUUAAUGUGACUAGUUUACUUGACAAACUCACUCGAAAGGGAGUGGCAACUUAGAGACGCUAGGAAACAGCUAGCAGUCUAAAGAUCAUUUUCUAAGAUAUUAUGGUAGAAAACUUAGAACAAAAAACGCGACUUGACAAAUUUUACAAUAAUAGCAGCGAGUCCGCCAACGAUAGCUCUGCUUCCAGAAUCAAAGAGAAAAAUACUGCUGGCUCGAUAAUUGAUAAUUUUGGAUCUGCUAUCAAUACUGAUGAUGCCUAGUUACUAGAGUAGAUAUCCAGACUACAGGCAAAAGUUUGGUCGUUGCAAUCAGAGAAUGAUCUUCUAAACUAAAAAAUGAUUCAAAUGAUAUAAAGCAAAGAAUAGAAGGAUCACUAAAUGAAGACAAUAAAUAAAUAAAUUGAAGUUCUUCUCUAAGAAGCUUAACCAAAGGGUGCUAAUGGCUAAAAUCAAUAUCUAAAUACAAAUGGAUCGAAUAUAAGUUCUCACAAGAAUAACAGCGGCUUGAAUUUAGGAGGAGCUAGUGCUUUGAAAUCACCUCAGAGUCAUAAAGAAAGAGAGAUGACAUUUUAAAAUCAAAAUUUCAGUUCAAAAAGCAACUAAACUUAAUCAGAUUUAAGUUACAAGGGAGGUAAUAGACAUUAAAGAGGUAAAUAUAGUGGAGGCUAAAUACCUCAUACUCAUUCAAAUCAGUAGUUUAAUAAUCUUCUUUCAUCUGAGCUAGAUGCAAUUGAGUCCGAUAAAGAAGGGGAGGAUUUUAUAUAAAGUUCUAUAAAUAAAAAAAACCUUAAGAUGAAGACUACCGAUAUAAACGAAGAACUAUUUGAAAACAAUGAUCUCUUCGGAUACGGCAAUAAGAAUAACAAUAAGUAUGAAGAGACUAAAGAAAAUCUCAGAUAUCAGCACAUCUUUGAUACUACAGAUAACUUUGAGGACUAGGAUCACAAAUAAGAAGAGCAAAAUUUAUCUAGUGAAGACUACGAUUCAGACCAUUUAAUAAACAAUAUUAAAAAGAAUAUAGAUCAAAUAAGAAAAAUAACUACAUCAAGUGGCAGACCAGCAGGUGUUACUCCUGGGUACCAUAUGCGUCGAAAAAGCAAAUAUGCUCUAGAUUAGCAUCGAUAAGAAUCCAGGUCUUUCAAAGAGGCUCCAGGAUUUAACCUAAGAUCAAAAUCAUUUAUCAGAACAACUUCUGGAAUGGGCUUAGGUAUUGAUGACAACAUGAUUAGCGCAGAACAGAACUUUUUGACUACAAAUUUUGGUGUGAAUCCCCCGGCUCUGUAAUAAGUGAAUCACACUCCAUCAAGAUCUGGUAGCCACAUGGGUAGAUCAGGUAGCGAAGCUCCGUAUUCUUAGUCAGCUGGUACUAAAAGAUUUGGAAGAUCUGUAGGCCGUGAUAAUAAAUUUGAGCCAAAAAGUACCUGGGAGCCAAAUGAAUAAGGUGAUCAGUGCAAAAUAUGCAAUAAUAAAUUCUCAAUCCUUAAGAGAAAGCACCAUUGCAGAAAAUGUGGAUUAUUGGUAUGUGCAUCAUGCAGUGGAAAUAACUGGUAUGUCCCAGGGUACGCUGAUCAAAAAGUCAGAAUGUGUGAUUCGUGUUAUAAAGAGUGGAUGGCUUACAAAGUCAGUGCUCAUAACAUAAAUAAAACAUCAGUGUUCUCUUCUUAUUUUGGCAAUAACUAGAUACAACAGACUAAUUCUUGA
This is a messenger RNA of Stylonychia lemnae, 2085 nucleotides long. The record is from the annotation of a GenBank genome assembly. NCBI's taxonomy places the organism in Eukaryota, Ciliophora, Spirotrichea, Sporadotrichida, Oxytrichidae.